Messenger RNA from Ostrea edulis (European flat oyster), 2074 nucleotides. Its product is annotated as inactive pancreatic lipase-related protein 1-like. Bases 741 to 1889 code for a protein of 382 amino acids. Lineage: Eukaryota; Metazoa; Mollusca; Bivalvia; Ostreida; Ostreidae. The transcript has 6 exons. Gene Ontology annotation, biological process: lipid metabolic process. Gene Ontology annotation, molecular function: lipase activity. The record is from RefSeq and is a predicted model, not a curated record.
AAUAAUUUCUAGUAAGUUCUAAAAUUCUCCUGAGUAACAUAUUACCGGCUGACUGUAUCAAUAUUCCAACAGUGACUAAAUUUUUGAUCCGCUCCAAUAUUCUGAUGUCGCUAAUAGCGGAUCAAAGAUCUGGUUUUAUUCAGAUUGGUCCUAACUUGUGAAUAAAAUAAAAUGAUCAAUACGUGCAUGCAUUAAAACUCUUUAUUUCAGAUAUCCAUGCAUGUAUUAUACAAAGACUCGGGUUUUGAUGUCAUAAAUUGAAGGACCAGUGAUUUUUUCAGAUGUUUUGUCGGUGAUCAUAGAUACAUUUUCAUCAUGACCGCCAUAACUGAAAGGAAGAAACCAUUCUCUGAAAAAGCUUUCCGUCAUAGAAAAUAUCCUGUACUUUGAAAAGCAUUUGUACACGUCUAUCUAGGAGUCUAAAAGUCAAGUAUCUUCUAAAUGACAAAGGAACACAAAGAACUUUUUUCUAAAGUAGGACAAAUGUCAUGUACAUGCAUAAAGAUGGAGCUUUAAGAACAAUUGACAUAUCUAAGUAAUUUCACUUCAAAAUGACCUGUGUAAGGUAAAGCAAGUAAUUUAAUAUCAAACAGUCGGCAACAAUAUCGUCAGUGUACUUUUUUAAUUGGUGUGUCCUUGUUAAUAAGAGGACGAUAAAAGAGAAUACUCAGAAAUUCGAAGUUUCAUUGAAAUUCGACUCUGUGCGUCAUACGUGUCUAUUUAAGUCUGGUCCUAAAUCAAUGCGAUCAGUCAGUUUUCAGGUACUGUUCAAAUUGUCCUUUUGGUGUUUGGCUGUUGUACCAUAUCCAUCCAAGAUGUUAAAGAGUCUAACGUUGCUGUGCCUGCUCUCAUCAACUCAAGGUUGGUGGUUUUUCUCUAGUAGUACUCAGAGUGUUUGUUACAAAAACGUCGGCUGUUUCAGCAAUCAAGCACCAUUUGAUAAUGCCAAUGGAUACCUACCCCAAUCUCCGGAUAAGAUUCAGAUAACCUUUAUGUUGUACACUAGACAAAACAAUGAAACUGCCCAGAACCUGAAACCCUACAACUCCAGUACCAUCACCAAUUCUAAUUUUGCGGCUAAUCGUCCCACCAUUUUCAUUACCCACGGAUUCACAGACACAACCAAAUCUGGAUGGGCACAAGAAAUGAAAGACGCCUUUCUCCAAAAGGGUGACAUGAAUGUGAUAACUGUUGACUGGUCCAAUGGCGCCGAUUUCUUCAACUACGACACGCCCACCGCCAACACCCGUGUGGUGGGAGCCACGGUUGGGAACAUGGUGAAGGCUUUGAAGGACACUGUAAAUUUACCCCUCAGUCAGGUUCACCUAAUCGGUCACAGUCUUGGAGCCCAGGUCAUGGGAUACGCCGGGGAUUGGAAUCGUGGAGACAUUGGCAGGAUCACUGGUCUAGACCCAGCAGGCGUACAUUUUGAAACUUACGACACUAAAGUGAAACUAGAUCCUUUCGAUGCUAACUUUGUUGACGUCAUUCACACAAACGCAGCCUCUCUUUGGGAAAUGGCUGCUGGAAUUAAGACACCCAAUGGACAUACCGACUUUUAUCCUAACGGUGGCAAACAACAGCCCGGAUGUAGCGGCUACUUCUGGACUAAUUUGAAGCAUCUUCUUUUUGGGGAAAUAGAACCGAUUACAGACAACUUGUCGUGCAGUCACAUUAGGGCGAUUGACUUCUUUAUAGAGUCUAUUAACUCCCAGUGCGAAUUCCUGGCGUUCCCAUGCAAAACGUAUUUGGAUUUCGUUCGUGGAAAGUGUACGUCCUGUGAGAAAGGCUGCAAUAAAAUGGGCUACCAUGCGAACAAUAAAUCCACCGGCAAAUUUUAUCUGAAUACAGGUGCUGACCGUCCCUUCUGCAGACGGGAUAUGGAUUAAAAUUGAAGCAAGGAGGAGGGGGGGGGGGGGGGGGGGCAACAAAAAUAAAAAAUCAGUGCUGUCAAAUAUUAUCAUACCUCAGGAAUUGUUGUAUCAGAAGAUAAGGUGACAUUAAUUUAUUGUUUAUACGUUGAUAUAUACAUUUACUUUUUAACCCUUUAAUAAAAUGCAUGAGAGAGUUUUAA